GUGUUACAUCAUUCUGUGCCCGGGUCUGGGGGUUUUCUGACCUCAAAUGAAGAGGGGCGGGAACAACCAUCUCCAUUUUAGAAAACUACAACAGCUGCUGCAGAUUUGAAUUUACAUUUCUCAUUCUACAUACCGGGAAACUGUUAACGGAAACUUACAUCGGGACUCUUGUGCAAUGAGCUCGGUCGUCGUGGACCGGGGUUUUUCUCUCCAGACACAAUGUUUGAAGUGAUGUUGUUGUGACAACUUCUUUAAUUUCAGUUCCUUUCUGAGUGUUUUGUUUGCUGCGCACCGCUGACUCGAGACCAUGGAACACCCCCGUUUAGCCUGCCAGGUGUGCCACGCUGAGUUUAAGAGUUUUUUUAAUUUAAAAAAACAUUUGCUCUUCAGGGAACAUCACCAGAAAAUGAGAGAAGUCUUCCAGAAAGAUGUGUUCAAGACUUCUGCCAAAAUUCCUUGUAUUGUUGUUGCGGGUUCAGGAGUCACAUAUAAAAUCAAGCAACCCAUCAUAGGCCUGUCUAUGCUGACUGUGUGCUUCAGUCCAGAGUCGUCAACCUUUUUUUACCUUUGCCAUAUCUGUGAGGAAAAGUGUCAUUCAGACAAUAUAUUAAAACACCUCUCCUCUGGUGACCACAGCUUCAACUACUUUAACUAUGCUGACCCAAAUGUGCUGAGUUUCAGCUGGACGCCCAGCAAUAAUAUGAAUCUCAUUCUAAGCACUCGGAUCAAAAAUGCAGUUGCUAGAAGAGGGCCUGAACAGCUCCAGUUUUUGGAUUUGCCUGAAAAGCUGUUAGAAAAGUGUAAAACAAGUACCUACUCUGAAGUGAUGCACUUUUUCAGUGAAAAUGAAAAGCUUCUCAAGCUGCUCGAAGCUGGCAGGCCAAAGAGGAAGAUGAUACAAACUUACCAAAAAGAUGGCAACAGGAAGCAUCCACUUCUCGGCAUGCAGCACCUUGUUGAAUGCAUUUGUGUUGGACACACUGGGAGGAGCCAGUUCCUCUGCACGCUCUGCAACCUAACUUUGGCUGCCUCCAUGAUCAUCAAACAUGUCCUGAGCUUUGACCACGUCUUCUGUUACUUUAAAGCGUGGCACCCCUCCACUUUGCUGUCAAAGGAAUGCUACACUUUUGACAACUCCUUUGCCUCAGAUAUGCUUAAUUUUGCAAGGCAGACACUGGAAAUUCAUGGAACUGAAAAUGCUGAUAUAAAGCAAGUGAAUCUGGAGCCUGAUGUAUUCACAUCAGUAAACUUCUCCUGUUAUGCAGAAGCUUUGAAGAAACUGGAAGCCAUCACAAAGGGAAACAUGGAGGGCAGCUUGGUUACAAGCAUCACACCGGGGAAGAAGCUUGAGCUCUCUACUGCAUCAGUGAAGCCUGCGAUGACGCCUGUAAGACUGCGUUGUCAGGACUGCAACAUGAUCUUUAUAAGUCCCCAUCAGUAUUUCCAGCACGUGUUUCAGGGGGAACACCAACAGGCGUUGAAGAGAUUAUUUGGCAAAGCUAAUGAAGAAUAUGGUUUCAACCAAACAGAGUGUGCAGGUUGGAAACCCUAUAUGAGCUUAUACAGUUACCUCAAAAAUAAGUCAAGGGAAGAACGCCCAGUUGUCGGCGUGUCCCUGGUUGUGACCUGUAUCAGCACUCAGGAUCAGUCUGAACCUAUUUAUGUGUGCUUUGCUUGUGAGGCCAGUUUCUCUGAGUCAUGUAUCAUAAAACACAUGGACUCUCGAAAACAUCUCAUACACACAAUGUUCUACCAGAAUCCCUGGCAGCUGCCGUUUGGCUGGAAGGACCAUCUGGAUGUGGAAGCCAUGAGAUCAGCGGUGUGCGAGGAGGAGAGCAAAAAAGAAGGCAGUCACAUGAUGAAGAUACUUGAUGUCCCUAUCUGGGUGUUGAAUGACCUCAGCCCACCUAUUUACAGCAAAGUGAUGGAGAGACUUGAACUACACCACGCUUUCUUAAUGCGCCAAGUUCCACCACGUGAAACGUACAGCAAACUCCAAGAGAAUGAGAGGUUUCCUCUGCUGGGUAAUCAGUUUCUGGUCAUGCAUGACGUGUGUUUCAGUCAUCAUCAGCCCACAGAAAUGGCAUUUCUGUGUUUGCUCUGUGUUAAGAGGCUGUCAGAAGAUGAAUGUUACGCACAUGUGUUCAGUUCGGAACAUGUUACAACAUUUCUGAACCAAUUCCACCAAUGCUCGCUGAAUGCCGAAACUGUGAAUGCGGAGACAUUACUGGACUUGGCAAAACAGGCAGCACGUAUUCACCCGAUAUCACAUGUACAGGUAAUAAAGUUGGACAAGCCCAUAUGGGAGCCCUGCUCCUACCAGACAGCAACAAGCAUCCUGGCAUGUGCAAAAAAGAGAGAAGGCAAAGGAAAGCUUAAACCUCGAAUUAUUACCAAUGUGAAGUUGGUCCCCAGAGAAACUCUGAAUGAAGUGGGCAAGAUCCCUGUGGGAGAGAACAAUCCGAAAAACAGCAGGAUAAUGGAGGCAUCUGCGACAAAGACCAGUCAAAAGUCAACAGACAGUAGUGAGACCACCCUGAAAAAUAUUAAAGCAGAAGUUGAUGAUGAAAUCAGCAAUAAAAUUGGAGAAAAAGCGAUAGCUACGGAGGAAACUCUUCCACAGAGUGAAAAAGAAUCGGAGAAGGGAAGAGAGCGGUUUUCAAAAACCAGUUCAGAGGAGAUGAAGAAUGAAGUCAGUGAGAAAUGCCAAACGAUAAAGAAGGAGGUGGAGGAGGAGCCUACAAAACCGACAACAAGAAAACUAAGUGAGGAGACUCAAGAAAGCUGUCAGAACACUAGCCAAGGUGAUGCAGCAGAGAUGGAAAAAGAAGGCACCACAAGCAAAGAUGCCUUGAAGAAUUACAUGCACCAAGCAAAUGAAAGAAAGAGGCCAAUAAACAUGACUGAAAAACCACAGGACACAGGUUCUGAUGAACAUGUGGACAGAGAAAUGGGUAAAAAAAGACAGAGACUCACCUCCAAAGAAGAUGCAUCUUGUGAAGAAUCCCAAAAAACGGCAGGUUGUGGACAAAGGGAGGCGAUCAUAGCAGAUAAAGAAGAAAGUUGUAAAUCGAGUCAGAUUGAUGAAGUCACUACUGAUGAGAACCAACCAGUGGUUAAGUUGUGGCAGUACAUCAAGCAAAAGAGCCGAGAGACUGUGAUUGGCUUGGGUGCACUUUUUGAAUGCAAUGGUGAUCAGCGUGACCCCAUCUACCUCUGUGAGUGCUGCUCUCUGAAGAUCCCAGAGAAGGAUAUCAUCUGCCAUGUUACUGGAUUUGAUCACCAGAAGAUGUAUCUGGUGGGGUUACAGAAAGUCCUGCCUCCACAAGGAGAUCACUGGAGGGAGAAGAUAAGGCAUUUGGCUGCUUUGUUUGAAAAAGAUGAAGGAUUUGGAGAGGCUCAGGUUGUUGAUCUGGAUGAAGAGAAUUACAACAACAUCUUAAAACAAAACUUUCAGGCAGCCAGUCAGACUGUGAGGGGUCUUGUUGCUCAGCCGGACAGUGGGCGAGAAAUCUCUUCAACCUCAACUCUGUCGGGUGUUGAGCCUGUAGGCACUUCUGUCACCCUCAAUGCUCAACGUGAGUUCUGCUUUGGGAUGGACAACCACCAGGUGAUGGCGAUGGAGAUUGAUAAUUCACAAGACCUUGAAGCACAGCCAUCAUCAGUAUUUGCAACCAUGUGUGUAAUGACUGAAAACACCUCCAAAACAAAGGAACUCCCCCACGACUCAAAUGAAGAUGUUAAAAUGACCUGUAUCAAAGUGCCUGAGUCUGCUGACAACACUAACAGCUGUCCAACUGCAUCCAGAAGUAGAAAAGACACAUCAAGUCUACACCUGUCCAAAAGUGGGACGAACACACAGUGUGUGCAUCCUGAUUCCACAGGAACCAACUCCAAAGCUGAAAUCACUCCAAGCACAACUAUGGAACCAUUAAACAGAACCACCACAUCCAAAGUAGAGGGGACGGAUCAAACUGCAGCAACUUCAGAUUCUACAGUAAUGACUUCUGCCAAAUCCAUGACAGCUGUCUCCAAGUUAACAUCUAAAACCUCCAGUUCUAAUCCAGACCCCACCAAUUUGAAAGCAAGAGCCUCCAAACUUGCAGCCUCCACCUCCAGUUGUAUUAUAACCACCAGUUUGGGAGAAACUGCUGACAAAUGUACAGUAGCCAUAUCUAUGUCCCCUGCAACCACCACCACAUCCAAAGUGACAGGACCCACAUCCACCUCUAUUGCAACAAUCUCAAAUGCGACUUCAUCCACAAAAUCAGUAAUAGCAUCAAGACCAAUGGACCCUAGAACUGGAACUGCAUCCAAAGUUACAGCCACUUCACAUAAAGCUGCACCCGCCCCUAAUGCAGGAGCCACAGUGAGGCAUGACGCCACAAGCAGAGCUACGCUUGCCUCCGAGAUUGCAGACUGCUCUGAAAAUUCUGUAACUGCAUCUCAAACUGUGGUGAGCUCUGCUAAGAAAACGUCAAUUAAAUCUGACAAUACUGAAGCCUCCAUGAAUACUCUACAUAUGAAGAGUUCAGUGGGGUCAAAUGCCCAUGUUGCUCCACCUAUCCGUAAGAGUAACCCACCUGCUGCUCCUCACGGGACCAUUCCCAUGUCUGAACAUAAGAAUACCCCCACAGUGCCAUCACAUACCUCUGUGAGUAAGACCAUUUCAACUGAAAGCCGUCAUAAAAUUGGCGUAAACCAGCUAAUUGCAGUGUCAUGUGAAGGAAGGCAACAAGUCUUCUGUCAGGUGUGCUCAGAGUGGUUGCAACAGUCCAGUCAUGUCAGGAGCUCCAACCACCAUUAUAACUACGUGAAAAUGAAGUUCCCUAGCUGGAGUGUCGGGCCAUCGGAGUUUAAGGACAAAUUGGAUGAGAUUGUGGCUCACUUGGCUGAGGUCGAGAAAGGCGUAGGAGCCCGGAGCUUCCAGAAGUUGCAAGUGACAAACAACGUGUACAAAGAGCUGGCUGCUCUACCAAUAAAGGAAGCUGCAGAAAAACUGAAAGCACUGGUGAAACAGAAAGCCAUGCAGGUCUCAUCGUCCUCCUCUGACGAUACUGCAGAGGCUUCAGAGCAGCACGUAGGCUUUGCCAGUCCAUAUGAAAGUUCAAGCCCAGAGGAUGGUAUGCACAUGCAACACAACAAAAUGCCAGUCAUUAAGCAGGACAAGUUUGAGCCUGAUGUGGAAGCUCAAGUCACACCAGCCAUUGAAAGUCCUGUGAAACUGGAUAAACCUCAUAUUAGUGCUGAUCCUGUUGCCACUGAGUCAGACUCCACAAGCACAUUGGACCCAACUGCUCCUGCACAGCAAGAGACUCCUGAGAAGAGACAACAGCAAGAUAAGAGUGAUCCAGAGUUGCUGGACGCCACUCAGGGGAAGUCAACUCCAGCAGACUCGGCCUCUGAUGCCGUUGCUGCUGCGUCACUGAACACAAAAGAGCAGAACCCAUCAAUACCCAGCCAGAAAACAGAACAUGUGAUGAAAAGCUCAGGAAGUGGACCAAGGCCUGAGCAGAACAGAGCCUACCGAAUUGGGGACAGUACUCAGGGCACCAGUCAUUUGUCAAAAUACAUGGGGGUGAGGGGCCUGGAUAGUGAGCCAAUCAUAGGUCGGGGCUGUGUUUGGGAGUGUCAAGGGAAUUCUCUGACGACAUUCUACCUGUGUGAAUGCUGCAGUGAGAGGGUCUCUUUUCGGGGGGUGCAUGAGCACUUGGUCAGCCAUGAGCACCAGUACAAUUACAUUCAAAGAGAGUAUCCUCAUUUUCUUAAAUUAUUCUGGGCAGUGGAUUAUCUGUCCCCAGAGAUUAAAAUGGAAACUUUUGAUGAAGUUGCCCAGAUGCUCUCAGCCCGGGAACCAUGGAGCAAGAUAGAUGUACAGUGGAUCAGACUGGGAGACGUGUUACACGAGUGUAUUGGGACGGCUCCAGUCAGUGAAGGUAGAUCUGCUAUAGUCUACAGAGUUCAUGCUCUGAGCAUGUUACAAAAGCUCAAAGAGGAGAAGCUGAGCAGCUCUCUAUCCAUCAGAGCUCUACAACAAAAGGACAAGCAGCCUGAGGACCGGCAGAGUCGAGAGGAAUCUUUUCAAAGGAAAAUGCAGCCAGCCCCGGCAUCUGAGUUGGACAAAAGCAGUGACAAUUCAAGACAAAAUACAAGGAAACAUAAGUUGAAAGAGGCUGCAACGGUUGGAGAAUUGGAUGGGGUCAAACUAGGACGACUCAUGCCUCCUCCAGAUGUGAGCGGUAUCUGUGCACUGUGGACUGUACUCAGAUCACCGAUCCACCAGCAACAAAAUCCCAUCUCACAGCCUGAUACGCAUGUGAAACAGACAGACGUGUUGUCAGAACCCCCAUCUUCCUCUACUGUUUGUCCUAAAACCAGUCCGUUGCUGUUGCCCAGAGAGGAACACCCAACAGCCAGGAAAAAGCCAACUGUUGCCUCUGUUGAAACACUGGUCAGACCUUCCAUCAAUAUCCCCAAACUCAAGGAUCCUUUGGGAGCCAAAUUCACAGAGAGCAUCAGUCAACCCAGCUCUCAAUCAGCUUCCGAGUCCACUUCUGUGAACCCCACUGCGACCCUCACAUCGCUUUCUCCUGCUGACCAAGACGCAGGCCCUGGACCUGACAGACAAAACACAUUCGUAGGCGAAUUGUCAUGGAUUGAAGGGUUGAGGGCUCUGGUGAAGGAGGAGAGGUCUAAGAUGAUUAGCUCUUGCAAGUCAGCUCCAGAUUGUGCUGAGAAUAAUACCUCCCACACUACCAUCUUUUCCAAAGAUGUGGAUAGUAGAUGGGAUUCAAAGUGUGAACAGGCUGGAUCUCAAAUGGCAAAACACAAAACAAGAUUGGAUUCAAAGAUUCAAGUGGUUAAUGACACAGUGAAUAAAUGUCCAUCCCCCACUAACUCACUGGAGAGAACGUUUUCAGCAGCAGCACCUGCGGUCUUGGGCUAUGAAAACCAACAAGUCAACCCUAAUGCCAACCAUGGCCUCUCUGAUAUUAAUUCAUCUCUUGAAGACUGUUUAACUAGAGGUGACACCCUGUUCAGAGUGACUGAAGGCCAGGUUGCUAUUACCAUGUUACCUACUGUUGGCAUUGCCAACUCCAGUGACCUACAACAGGGAAGUGUCACUGCUUACAACAUGCCUGGAUAUGUGAGCCCGACCACACCUACUCUUGGUCAUUGUCAUGUAGCCACCAAUCGCAGUUCAGGUCAGAUACCACAACCGCAAGACAAGACAGAGACUGACAACACCGUGGUUUGUGAGUUGCCCAUUCAAACCAACGCAACAGUCAUGCCAGACCCCACAAACCAGCAGUUUAUGAGCAGCUUUAACAAACAGGACCCCGCUGAGGUGCAAGGAGGCUAUCCAUCCACUGGGACCCCUGUUUUAUACUAUGGGAGUUUAUACCAAAGUGAAGGGUACCCUAUAGGCCUCUACCCAAGACAGAUUUACUUCGAGCAGCAAAGAAAUGUGGUUAGUCUUCCAUCAUUUGGACACAGUAUAGCAACUCCAGUGCCCCCAGGAUAUGUGAGCCUGCAAAGGCAACAGCAGAACCAGCAGCUUGUCUUGCAGCAGCACCAGAUACUAUUGCAGCAGCAGAUACCGCAGCAGCAGAUGAUGCAGCAGCAGAUACCGGAGCAGCAGCAACAGAUACUACUGCAGCAGAUACCGCAGCAGCAGCAGAAGAUACCGCAGCAGCAGAUACUACUGCAGCAGCAGAGGAUGCAGCAGCAGCAGAUACCGCAGCAGCAGAUACCGCAGCAGAUACCGCAGCCGCAUAUACCGCAGCAGAUACCGCAGCAGCAGAUACUACUGCAGCAGCAGAGGAUGCAGCAGCAGCAGAUACAGCAGCAGCAGCAGAUACCGCAGCAGCAGAAGAUACCGCAGCAGCAGCAGCAGCAGGUACUACUGCAGCAGCAGCAGAUGCAGCAGCAGGCACUACUGCAGCAGCAGCAGAUGCAGCAGAAGAUACCGCAGCUGCAGCAGAUACCGCAGCAGCAGCAGAUACCGCAGCAACAGCAGAAGAUACCGCAGCAGCAGCAGCAGAUACUAUUGCAGCAGCAGCAGAAGAUACCGCAGCAGCAGCAGCAGAUACCGCAGCAGCAGCAGAUACCACCGCAGCAGCAGCAGAUACUACUGCAGCAGCAGAUACCGCAGCAGCAGCAGAGGACGCAGCAGCAGCAGAAGAUACCGCAGCAGCAGCAGCAGAUACCGCAGCAGCAGCAGCAGAUACCACCGCAGCAGCAGCAGAUACUACUGCAGCAGCAGAUACCGCAGCAGAUACCGCAGCAGCAGCAGAUACUACUGCAGCAGCAGAUGAUGCAGCAGCAGCAGAUACCGCAGAUACAGCAGCAGAUACCGCAGCAACAGCAGCAGCAGCAGAUACCACCGCAGCAGCAGCAGAUACUACUGCAGCAGCAGAUACCGCAACCGCAGCAGAUACCGCAGCAGCAGCAGAUACUACUGCAGCAGCAGAUGAUGCAGCAGCAGCAGAUACCGCAGAUACAGCAGCAGCAGCAGAUACCGCAGCAGCAGCAGCAGUACUACUCAUUGACAGGUGCUGCCUUGACUGGCUGGAGUGGUGAUUGGAGAAGCAUCUAAGCAGAAACAUCACUGGUCACUUUUGCAUCUCCAACAUAAGUUAAUGGACCUGAAUGAAUACAGCAACCAACAGACUCGUUCCAACGCAGGACAGUCAUAACAUAACAGAGCACUCCUCAGGUUAUCCUCGACCUUCUAGUCAUUCAUUAUCCUCCUACAGCCAACAGUGAAAUCCUAUCACGUUUUAGUCCUUUUUAGGCUCUGGCAGAGUGUUUUUUACUUUAUUAUCAGUGGUCAGUGCCACGUCUAACGACAGUACCAGUUAAAACCAUUUUAAAAAAUGUAAAGAACUAUUUUCCUGAUUGCGCGGUAAACAUUUUUUUGCAGAACACCUGUUAAAUAUCGUUUUGAAUUUGUCCAUUGUAUAUAUAAUUAAGUUUAGAUAUAUGGCCCAAAUGUUCAGCUUGUAUCAGUGUUGUACAGGAUGUUGCAUUAGUGUUCUCUCAGGAAAAGAUGUCCCAUCAUUCCACAUGUGGUGUAAAUGAUUUAUUAGCUUGUUUUUAUGUGUGGCUAUAGAGGCACUCGUGCAUCUGAGCAUUUUAUCUGGAUGUUGAAAGGGGAAGACACAUUUCCAUUUAUUCCUAACCCCUUCAGCUCGUCAAGGUGUAACAUCUGAAGACACACCCGACAAAAUUUGGUUCAAUGUUCAUCUUAAAUUUCAUUGGAGUGUUACAUGUUUGCAUCUUGAUAACAUUAAAUGUUCAAGUUUCA
Messenger RNA from Scomber scombrus (Atlantic mackerel), 9310 nucleotides. RefSeq lists its product as uncharacterized. The transcript has 49 exons. The coding region runs from base 308 to 8599 and encodes 2763 amino acids. The record is from RefSeq and is a predicted model, not a curated record. NCBI's taxonomy places the organism in Eukaryota, Metazoa, Chordata, Actinopteri, Scombriformes, Scombridae.